Messenger RNA from Bactrocera tryoni, 1001 nucleotides. It is a transcript of the gene Naxe, whose product is annotated as NAD(P)H-hydrate epimerase. Lineage: Eukaryota; Metazoa; Arthropoda; Insecta; Diptera; Tephritidae. Gene Ontology annotation, cellular component: mitochondrion. The transcript has 3 exons. The record is from RefSeq and is a predicted model, not a curated record. Gene Ontology annotation, molecular function: NAD(P)HX epimerase activity. Bases 256 to 942 code for a protein of 228 amino acids.
UAGGUUACUAUUUGGUUCAACCCUGAAAGGGUCUUAUUUUGUUUUGACAGGAGUCCGUCUAUAUAUUAUAUACAAAGUUACAAACGUUUUUUUUGACCGGUCUAGUUCUGAGUUCUGGAAAUUGGUUAAAGUUAUCGCAACUUCAUUACACAACCCGGUAAUAAAUAUAUUGAUCCUGCAUGCAGAGAUCGUAUCCAGAUCCUUAGUAUUCACAUUCAUUCAUAUAGGAUUUUCUUCGGCAAAUACUCUCCAAAUAUGAAAUUCUUAACACAAACUGAAGCAGUUAAAAUUGAUGAGGAACUAUUCAACGAAUACAAAUUUAGUGUAGAUCAACUUAUGGAAUUGGCUGGAUUGAGUUGUGCCCAUGCUAUAGCCAAAUGUUACCCUGCUGAUUCCUUCAAGCGAGUGUUAGUGUGUUGUGGACCUGGAAACAAUGGUGGAGAUGGAUUAGUUUGUGCCCGACAUUUAUCUUUCAUGAAAUACGAACCAACAAUUUAUUAUCCAAAACCCACUGCAAAACAACUGUAUGAAAAUCUAAGCCACCAAUGCAAGAGCAAUGGAAUAUCAUUUCUACGUUCAAGUCCCACUCUUGAAAGUACAAAUGAAUGCUACGAUUUAAUUGUUGAUGCACUAUUUGGCUUCAGUUUCAAACCACCCGUGCGAGAAACAUUCGUUCCUAUUACAGAGAUCCUCCUAAAUACGAAAAUUCCUAUAGCAAGCAUUGAUAUACCAAGCGGAUGGGAUGUAGAAAAAGGAAAAAUAACAGAAAAUGAUUUCGAACCGGAUAUGCUAAUAUCCCUAACGGCUCCUAAACUAUGCGCUAAAAUGUUUAAAGGGAAAUACCAUUAUUUAGGUGGACGUUUUGUACCACCCGCGCUCCAGGAAAAGUUUCAACUUAACUUACCAGAGUAUCACGAUUGUGAUAUGUGUUUAAAAUUGUAGAGUGAUAACCCGUUACCAAGCAAAAUAAAAAAAUAAGAAUAUUUUAACUAUGAAAUCUA